AUGGGGCAGAUCGACCAGGACGGGCUGACCCUGCCCGAACGGACCCUCUACCUGGGGCAGGAUGAGGAGAGCGAGAAGCUCAAGCGGAAGCGCGUGCUGGAUCGCAUCUUCCAUGACUGCUUCUCGGAGGAGGAGGAGGUGGUGCUGCUGGCCAAUGACUACAUGCACAAGGUGUCCAACCUCAUCCGUGUGACACCCAGCAGGAUCCUUCACAACUACAUGCUGUGGCGCAUCGUGGUGGUGCUGAGUGAGCACCUCUCCAACCCCUUCCGCGAUGCCAUCCACGAGCUCUCCAAGGAGAUGGAGGGCAAUGAGAAGCAGCUGGCGCCGGGUAAGAUCUGCCUGAGCCAGGCCAACAAGCACUUUGGAAUGGCCCUGGGAGCUCUCUUCGCUGACAUGGGGGGGCUCAAACUUGCCUACUAG
Zonotrichia leucophrys gambelii is the source of this 423-nucleotide messenger RNA. RefSeq names its product endothelin-converting enzyme-like 1. The record is from RefSeq and is a predicted model, not a curated record. Lineage: Eukaryota; Metazoa; Chordata; Aves; Passeriformes; Passerellidae. The transcript has 4 exons. Gene Ontology annotation, molecular function: metalloendopeptidase activity. The coding region runs from base 1 to 423 and encodes 140 amino acids. Gene Ontology annotation, biological process: proteolysis.